CGCAUCGAACCGGCAAUUGUUAAAAAGUUCCAGCAAAAAUUAAUAUUAUCUUGGAACGGCCGCGUGUGGAUGGAUAACAAAAUUAUUGAGGAUUACUUGAAAAGCGUUUUUGGACAAGGUUUUAUGGUUUUUAAAAGUAAUUACCUGAUAUUUAUAUUUAUAGGGUUCUUUCGAAAAAGAAUAUUGAUUUGGGAUUCUUUUCGUGCUCAUAUUUCAGUGGAGACAAAAAAAGUUUUAAAUUUUUAUUUUUAAUUAUAAAAGAAUAUAUAGGUUUUAAAAGAAUUACAACUGGACACGGGAGUUAUUCCGGGAGGGUGUACUAAAUUUUUGCAACCACCGGACGUAAGCUGGAACUGCCCUUUUAAAACACGUGUUAGGCAGCAAUAUGAAGAUUGGAUGUUGCAUGGUGAGCGACCUUUGACUAAAGGCGGAAAUCCAGCUCCACCACCAAUGAGCGUAUAUUUAGAAUGGAUUGUGAAUGCAUGGGAGAAAUUACCUCGAGAUCUUAUUGCACAAUCGUUCAAAACAUGUGGUAUUACAAAUGAUCCAAAAGGCUCGGAGGAUCAUCUCAUUUCAUGUCUUAAAGAAAGUAAUGGAAUGGUCAAUUUGGGUUUAGCACGUAUAGAUAAAGCAACAGUUGGGAUUGAAUCAAUGAUAGAAGCAGUGGAUUUGGACCAAGAUGACGAAAACGGAAUUUUAAGUGAUGCUUCAAUAGAUUUUGAUAUUUAA
Messenger RNA from Meloidogyne enterolobii, 729 nucleotides. The record is from the annotation of a GenBank genome assembly. Lineage: Eukaryota; Metazoa; Nematoda; Chromadorea; Rhabditida; Meloidogynidae.